Molecule: messenger RNA, 3437 nt
Organism: Tribolium castaneum (red flour beetle)
Lineage: Eukaryota; Metazoa; Arthropoda; Insecta; Coleoptera; Tenebrionidae
Exons: 17
Coding region: 61-3378 (1105 amino acids)
Biological process (GO): AMP catabolic process
Cellular component (GO): plasma membrane
Molecular function (GO): nucleotide binding; 5'-nucleotidase activity; metal ion binding
Source: RefSeq, a predicted model, not a curated record
AUCUAAUCUUCCCGUACGUCUUUAAAACUCUUACGAGGCAAAACACGUCUAGAGUUAAAAAUGACUUUCCUAACAAUUGUUCUGUGUUUACUUCCCUUGACUUUUGGUGUCUCUAAGACGUUUGACUUGACGGUUUUGCACAUAAAUGACUUCCAUGCCAGAUUUGAGGAAACGAACGAUGAAGGAGGUUCUUGCAAAAGUGAUCAAUGUAUCGGCGGAUUUUCUCGAACGUUUAAUGUAAUAAAUCAGUCUUUGACUCAACAUCCUGAUUCAAUUUUACUAAACGCGGGAGAUAAUUUUCAAGGAACGCUGUGGUAUAAUUUCUUCAAAUGGAACGUGACACAAUAUUUCCUCAACGAAUUGCCGUUUGAUGCAAUUGUGUUGGGUAACCACGAGUUUGAUGAUGGUAUUAAGGGAGUUGUCCCAUUCAUCAAAAGCUUAAAAGCUCCAGUCAUUGCAUCAAACAUUGACGAUAGCCAAGAACCAGACUUACAAAAUAUUUACCAAAAAAGCGUGGUCGUUGAAAGAAACGGUAAAAAAAUUGGGAUUAUUGGCGUAUUGAUUCACACAUGUAAUGAAAUCUCAAACACUGAAAAACUGAGCUUUCUAGACGAGUCUGAAUCAGUUAAUACCGAAGCUGAACGAUUAGUUAAGGAAGAGGGAGUUUUCACUAACAUAGUUUUGUCUCAUUCGGGUUACGACAUUGAACAAGAAAUUGCAAGAAAAGCAACUAAGGCGUCUAAAAUAAGUUUGGUUGUUGGCGGACAUUCGCACACAUUUUUAUACACAGGAGAACCUGUUCCUGGCCCUGCGACUCCGUCAGGACCGUACCCAACAAUUAUAAAUCGAACUGAAGACGACAGACAAGUUCUAGUAGUCCAAGCUUCUUGUUAUGCCAGAUAUCUUGGAAAUAUAACGGUAAGUUACGACGAAAAUGGGAAUUGUGUCGGUUGGAGUGGAGAACCAAUAUUUCUAGAUACGGACACACCUCAAGACAAGAUAAUUAACAAAGAACUACAACCUUGGAAAGAUGCAGUUGAUGAAUUAGGUAAUAGAGUUCUUGGACAAACUUUGGUAACACUAGACAAGACAAUGUGUUAUCAAUCCGAAUGUUUGCUUGGUAAUUUUGUGACCGACGUGAUGGUUUAUAGUUACAUAGCAUUGGCUGACAACACGUCUUAUUGGACUUAUGCCUCUUUGGCCGUUUUCAACGUUGGAGGUUUGAGAACUACGAUAGAACGUGGAGAUAUAACUUACAGCGACAUGAUGACAGCCCAACCGUUCGAAAACACGUUCGAUGUUGGCGAAAUUGAAGGAAAAUAUAUCAAAGAAAUGUUUGAGUUCAGUAUGACUCCAUACAGCUACGGACGAACUUACGCAGACGUAAACUUAUUACAAAUUUCAGGUUUUCACAUUGUUGCAAAUUUAUCACAACCGAUCGGCUCCCGGAUUCAAUCAAUCAAAGCUCGUUGCAACGAAUGCAACAUCCCGAUUUACGAAGACUUGGAUUUGAAUAAAACUUACCGCUUAAUUGUGCCAGUUUUUCUGAGAAAUGGUGGAGACGGUUUCACCGUUAUUCGAGACAAUUUGAAAAAUGUUAAAGUCGGAAGAGUGGACAUUGAUGUUUUUGUUGAGUAUUUAGGGGCGAAAUCGCCAGUUUUUGAGGAAAUUGAUGGGAGAAUCGAGUUCGUUGGAGACGUGACGAUUAAUUGCAGAAAUUUGGAUUCCGGGAUUCUGAUUCGCUCAAAUUAUCGUUUAGUUUGUUUGAAGUGUUGUGUUGUUAAUUACUCAAUAAAAUUCGCAAUGCAAACGUUUUUGCCAAUUGUUUUAUUUUUGAAAAUUGUUCUUUGUGCACAAUUUAAUUUAACUAUAAUUCAUUUCAAUGAUUUUCACGCCAGGUACGAACCCGUUGAUAAUUUAUCAACAACUUGUGAAGGCGAUAAUUGUAUUGGCGGUUUCUCAAGACUGUAUUCAAAAAUCACACAAUUAAAAAACGAAACACCAAACUCACUUUUAUUAAAUGCUGGAGAUAAUUUUCAGGGGACUUUAUGGUACAUUGUGCACAAAUGGAAUGUCACUCAACACUUUUUAAAUAAACUACCGUUUGAUGCAAUUACUCUUGGAAAUCACGAAUUUGACGACGGUAUUGCCGGUUUAGUGCCCUAUUUAAACCACAUUAAAGCACCAGUUAUUGUGAGCAAUAUUGACGAUAGUAAGGAACCCCGAUUUCAAAAUUUGACCAGGAAGAGCGUAAUCGUUGAAAAAGGCGGCAAAAAGAUCGGAAUUAUUGGAGUCCUCACCACUUCGACUAAAUUGACUUCUCGCACCGAAAAUUUGACCUUUCAAAAUGAAUUAGAAUCGGUGAAUUCUGAAGCUAAAAAAUUGCAAGAACUUGGUGUUUUCACUAUUAUUGUUCUCUCUCAUUGUGGUUACGAGGCCGAUUUGGAAAUUGCACAAAAGUCCAAUUUCAAAAUAAGUGUGAUAGUUGGGGGCCACACUGACACUUUUCUUUAUAGCGGAAGUCCAGUCCCCGGUCCAGACAAACCUUCUGGACCUUACCCUACUCCUGUUUUAAACAUAAAUGGUGGUACAGUUCUAGUUGUGCAAGCAUCUGCUUACACUAAAUAUCUUGGUGAUCUUAAAGUAAUUUAUGAUGAGCUUGGUAAUUUAACAGGAUGGGGCGGAAAUCCUGUGUUUUUGGGGCCAGAAACACCGUCAGAUGGGGAAAUUGAUGCAGAACUGGAAGUUUGGAAGAAGGAUGUGGACUUAGAAGGUGGGAAAAUUGUGGGAAACUCUAAACUUGCGAUGAGAAAUAAGCCGUGUAGGUCUGAAGAAUGUCCCCUUGGAAAUUUUGCAACAGAUGCAAUGGUUGAAAACAACAACACAUGCAACCUUGCUAUGAUACAUGCCGGAGGAAUGAGGGCCGGAAUUGAAACAGGAAAUAUUACGUUCAAUCAAUUGAUAUCAACGUUUCCGUUUCAAGACACUAUCAACCUAUGUGAAAUAAAAGGGGAACAUUUGGUCAAAAUUUUGGAAAGUUGUGUGGAUGAUAAUCACUUGAAAUGGCCCCAUUUAUUCCAAGUAUCUGGUUUUAAAAUCGUAUUCAAUGUCAGUAAUCCUGAAGGUGGCAGAGUUCAAUCGGUAAAAACCAGUUGCAGAGAAUGUGCCGACCCUAUUUACGAAAAUCUUGUUUUGGAGAAAUAUUAUCGAGUUUUCUUGCCAACUUUCCUAACUGAUACCGAUUUCAAUCCACUUUUUAAGAAAUACAUAAGAAAUAAAAUAAUUGGUGAUCGGGACUCAGACGUUUAUGUGAGAUACUUGGGAAAACAUUCUCCAUUAUGGGCAAGAGUUGAGGAUAGGAUUAAAAUUGUGUCGUAGAAGUUGUUAAUUUUUUAUUUGUAAAAAUUAAAAAUCAAUAAAUAAAACUUAACAGUUAA